UCCAUUGUCGUCAAUUCUUCCUCAGCUGUUGCUUUGCGUCCUUCAAGAUUUUCAAGACAAGGUCAGAGAUGCGGGUCCUAAGUCCUGAAUAAUGUGUGAUAAGUGAGAGUUGAGGACCCUUUUCUCCUUCUUCUGCUUUGUUUUUAUUUCCAAAAAGUGUUUUCACCCGGAUAAACCAUGUGCAGUCAAAAUUUUGUGGACAAGUUCAUGCGCAUUGUCUUCUCGUGGUUGGGAAGACAAGUGGGUCAAAGACCAGUGCCAUUCAUUAUUGUGCCUCUGCUCAUGACAGUGACCUCCUUCUUGGGAUUCUAUUAUGCCAAGCACGCCUCGGAUCCCGAGUUCUUAUUCUUGCCCAUCAAUGGUGAGGCCAAAUACGAAAGGGCCAUCACCGAGUCCUUUUUCCCAACCAACUACUCGGCCUUUGAUCCGGGACGAAUCACUCGUAACGGGCGAUUCGGUAGACUCCUGAUCACCGCCCAAGACAAUGAGACCUUGUUAAGAGAUGAUAUGUUUCGAGAAAUGCUCAUCUUGGACGAGCUGGUCCGAAAUAUGACUUUCUCUUUUGAGAACCAAACUUGGAAGUACGAGGAUGUUUGCGCUCAAAACAAUGGCCAAUGUUGGAAAAACGACAUCUUAUUACCCGCCUCUGUGAUGGCUAAGGUGGAAAACAAAACCGCGUUUCUGACCUAUCCAAUCUGGUUUAGUCCUCUCACCUUUGAUCGGGUCAUUUUCCCGUUCUUUGCGGGAGGGAUCCAGAUUUCCAAGACCCACACCAUCAACAGCAUCUAUGUCGUCAGCUUGAACUACUUCCUCAAAUCUGGCACCAAAGAGGAUAUGAAUAGAGGGCAAGCUUGGGAGCGAGCUUUUUUGGACUUGGUGGGCUCCGUACCUUUCGAUCACAUCAAAGUGGCCCGAUUCUCAUCCUUGACUCUGGAGAUCGAAUUGGAAAAUAACACCAAUUCUGUGAUGCCUUACUUUUCCAUCAACAUCGCCAUCAUGGUCAUCUUUUGCGUGAUCACUUGCAUGAUGUCGGAUUGGGUGCGCUCCAAGCCCUAUCUCGGCCUUAUUGGUGUGGUUUCCGCUCUAUUGGGAUCCAUCACUGCCUUUGGCGUGGUCAUGCUGACAGGAGUGCCAUUCAUUGGCAUCAACUUGGCAGCCCCUUUCUUAAUGCUGGGCAUUGGUAUUGAUGACACCUUCGUUUUCCUGAGUGCCUGGCGUCGAACCAACCCUUUGGAUGAUGUGCCCAAGCGAAUGUCCAAUUGCUUUGAGGACUCGGCUGUGUCUAUCACCAUCACGUCAUUGACUGACAUGUUAAGUUUCUUCGUUGGAGUGAUCACACCGUUUCCCAGUGUCAAGAUAUUCUGCAUCUACACGGGUACUGCCGUGGGAUUCACUUAUUUGUUCCACAUCUUCUUCUUUGGAGCAUGUCUGGCUAUCUCUGGCUAUGCGGAAGACAAGAAUAGACAUGCGUUCACGUGCUUAACGGUGCUUCCAAAGUCGCUCUCAAGCGACCGUUCCUAUUUCUAUCGGCUGUUUUGUAGCGGUGGUAUCAAUCGCCAAGACCCGGGAAAUCGAGAGGACCACGCGACGUUCGACCUCAUGGAAUUCUUUCGUGGGCCUUUCUCUCGUUUUUUGCUCAAUCGUUAUGCUCGCAUCAUGAUCCUUUUGACCUUCUUUGUUUACGUGGCUGUGGCACUUUAUGGCGUUUCCAACUUAAAGGAAGGCUUAGAGAGGAAGAAUUUGGCUCGACUUGAUUCAUAUUCCUUGGAUUUUUACACCCUGGAAGACACAUAUUUCCGCGAUUACCCAUACCGCGUUAGCGUGGUCUUUUCGGGCAAAAUCAAUUACUCUGAUCCAUUGGUUCAAUUGGAUGUGGAAGAAAUUAUGCAAAGGCUGGAAAACACGACCUUCAUCGAUCCAAUCUACUCUGAGAGUUGGCUGAGAGACUUUUUGGAUUAUGUCAAACGAAACGAGGACUACGACCCAAUUGACAUUUCGACUGAAGAACGUUUUGUCGACGCGUUAAUGAAUAUUUAUUUGGGCACGCCUUUCAACCCUUACCUGAAUGACGUUCAUUUGGAUGACGGAAAAGUGGACGCAGCGAGAUUUCUGAUUCAGGGAAAGAACAUCAAAAAUGCUGUGGACGAGAAGAUAUUCGUCCAAGAGCUCCGAGACGUUUGCAAAUCCACAAGCUACAAUGUGUCCGCUUAUCAUCCCUACUUCAUGUAUUUUGACCAGUUUCUCUUGGUUCUCCCCAUGACCAUUCAAUGCGUCACUGUGGCAGCUGUGAUAAUGAUGGUCAUUGCUCUCGUUUUCAUCCCCAAACCCAUUUGCGCCCUUUGGGUGGCCUUCUCUAUUGUGUCAAUCGAGAUUGGCGUGAUUGGUUUCAUGACUCUGUGGGGCGUAACUCUGGACUCCAUCUCGAUGAUCAACUUGAUCAUGUGCAUUGGCUUCUCAGUGGACUUUUCCGCCCACAUUUCGUACCAUUUCAUGGCCAAGGCCAAUCUCGACCCGGCCGAUCGAGUGGCCGAUAGUAUGCAUGCAUUGGGCUUACCCAUCACGCAGGGGGCCAUCUCCACCAUUUUGGGCGUGGUCGGGCUGGUCAUGGCCCCUAGCUACAUUUUCAUUAUCUUCUUCAAGAUGGUGUUCCUGGUCAUCUUCCUGGGCGCCCUUCACGGUCUGUUCCUCUUGCCCGUGUUAUUGACCACGUUUGGAACGAACGCAUCAAGUAACAGUGAAACCAAAAAGCUCAAUGAAAUGAAUUGCCAGGUCAACAGAGCCUACACGAGCGAGUGACGAGCAAGACAAAGAGAGACUAACACCCCUAUAUACGCGCAUUUAGAGUUUAACCACAUUUGUAUCGUAUCUGUAUGUGAUCCUUGUUUGAAUAUGUUACAUUCGAAAUACAUUGUUAUCCUUAAUGAAAAA
Molecule: messenger RNA, 2928 nt
Organism: Tigriopus californicus
Lineage: Eukaryota; Metazoa; Arthropoda; Copepoda; Harpacticoida; Harpacticidae
Gene: Ptr
Product: patched domain-containing protein 3-like
Exons: 8
Coding region: 178-2796 (872 amino acids)
Cellular component (GO): cytoplasmic vesicle membrane; plasma membrane
Source: RefSeq, a predicted model, not a curated record